AUACCAGCAAAGGUGGGCUUUUGAAUCGGUUAUUUGGGUGGUAGUGGGAAGUAUCCUGGAGUCACUUGUACGAUUAUUUCACGUGCGACUUGCAAUCAGUAUCAUGUGGUGUUGAUGGACCAACAGAUGUCUGCCCUAAUCGUCGAUUGCCGCAGUACGCAGCCGCAUGCGCAGCACCUUGGCAGCGCCGCAGCAUUCCGUCCGUAUAUUUGUUGGUUUGCGAACUCACCCAAUGAUCUUUGACGAUUUCACCUCCACCACCGUCAGUCCCCAAUGAUCAUCUCAGAGAAGGAACUCCCGAAUGAGUGCACAAAGGUGGUCGAGGCCGAGCAAGAUCAAUCACAUGUAGUGAUCAAUACCAUGGAUGAUGCACUGCCUCCAGCAUAUUCAGAUCAUGUACAGCACGAACGAAUUGCAAGCUCGUGUUCCACGGAGCUUCGGCCUCCCUCCAAGCCCACCAAUUUUCUCUCACUUAUACUCAAGGACAAACCCAUACGAGGCUGUUAUGUGAUCGACCCUCUGAUACAAAUACCCCUCAGUCUACUUCCUCCACUGAAUGCUGGAGAAACAAUUCAAGACAGGAAAAACCUGUACCUUCGCACCAAGGAUGGGAGUAUCAAUGCUGAUAUCUGGUUGAUGGGCCAAGAUAAUGCUGCUCCGAAGAACGGUAGCCGCACUACCCUCUCGCUAAGCUCCAAUGAUGGAAAUAUCACAGCUAAGAUUAAUACGGUCAAGGUCGUUGCUCCAUUCCUGUUAGACAUAUAUGCACGCGAUGGACGAGUCACUGUCCUUCUACCUCGGUCAUUCCACGGUUCGCUUCUCCUGACUAGCAGACAAAGUGUGAAGCUUUCCGACGAUCUUCUGCAGCGGAGCACAAUAUUGAGUACGGUAGAGCACACGCGGCGAUAUCUCGUCGGUGACAUUUCGCAUCGGAUGUUUGGGGGCGAUUGGAACGGGGACGAGCUCAAGGUUGUGUCUUGGGAUGGCAGAAUUAUGAUCAGAUACAUGGAUGAGGCUGAGCCAGCGAAAACUGGUUUCUUCAGUCAGAUAUUCAGCAGCUAGAUCAACUACAUAUGUAUAUAGUAUACUAUAGGGCCAGUCAUUAUGCUCAUUUAACACACUGACUAGCCUAGCGAAAAGCUACCUGAGGCGACUCAUUGUAAAAUUAGAUCUCGGUGUAGCCCGCGGCAUGCCGUUGUGGGACACGUCUUGGAUG
Molecule: messenger RNA, 1216 nt
Organism: Suillus clintonianus
Lineage: Eukaryota; Fungi; Basidiomycota; Agaricomycetes; Boletales; Suillaceae
Exons: 3
Coding region: 274-1062 (262 amino acids)
Source: RefSeq, a predicted model, not a curated record